Cladocopium goreaui is the source of this 2605-nucleotide messenger RNA. NCBI's taxonomy places the organism in Eukaryota, Dinophyceae, Suessiales, Symbiodiniaceae. The record is from the annotation of a GenBank genome assembly.
AUGCGCACCGUGGCCAGCAGCGCAGCCUUGCGCGUGGCGGAGUUCGGGACGCAGGAAUUGUCUAACCUCACCUGGGGAUUGGCCACCCUCGGCAUCUUAUGUGAGGAUUGGAUGGAGGCCAGUGGGGCGGAGAUGAUGAAACGCUCACGAGACUGCGUUCCACAAGAUCUCUCGAACACCCUAUGGGCCUAUGGCACCUUGAAGCACAAGCGCAACGAGCACAUGCGCGCCAUCAACUGGGAAGUAAUGCGUCAGAUCGAGUGGUUCUCACCACAAGGCUUGUCAAACGUGAUUUGGGGCCUCUCCGCCGUUGAGUAUCGAGAUAUGAAGGCCUUGACCUGCAUCAGUGAAGAGGUGAUCCGUCGACCCAUGGAGCAGCUGACGCCACCCGAUAUCUCCACGUUGCUCUACAGUUUUGCGGUGCUCGCUUGGAUGCAUGAGGAUGCCCUGCGAAAGCUCCGCCGUGCGGUGCGCGCCAAGAUGCAAAGCUUCGCGUCCAGAGAUGUGGCGAAUGUCUCCUGGGCCAUGGUCACUUUAUCGCACCGGGACGAUCGACUCUUCGAGAUGCUCAUGGAGAAGGCCGAGAGUUUGGUGCCCGAGUUCACCGUCACCGGGCUCUGCAACGUGGCCUGGGCCUUCGUGCGCUUCGGCCUUCCCGUGCCGGGCGGCUUGGCGCGGGGCAUCGCGCAGGAGACGCUUUCGCGUCGCGACGAGCUUUUUGAGGAGCCUGGGGACGCUGUGCUGCUGUCGGAUGCUGUGUGCAGUGAGUGGCGCCAGCAUGUCUCAGACUCUCUCUUUGACCGCUGCGAUGCCAUUGGCAGGGAGCCGUACCAAGACGUCCUGGUCUUCCUGGAAGAUUGGCACAACGUCCCCGCGCUGGGCUGCAGCCCAGCCGAGGCGGACACCUACCAGUCUCGAGUCACUGGUUUCAAAACCAUCCAACUGGGUCGCCGGAUGACCUGUGAGAUGCUGAAGAGGUUUGGCAUCAUCGAAGAUGAUCCCCAGAUCUUUUUGCCUCUCCGACGCAUGCGUGAAGAGUGGCUGCUGCACAACAUCCGGACAGCAUAUGAACAAGACCCCACAGAUGCUACCAUGAAGCACAAGACGACGUGUACCUGGCAGUUGACCUUCUCCGACGGCACCCCAUUGGUGGAGCCCCAGGUGGUGGCCAGCGGAAUGCCCAUGGAGGAACCCAUCCGUUUCGUGGCCUGCGUGGUGGAGCACUCUCGGUCCAACGAUGCGGAGUUCCAGGUGCUGAACAAGGCGGCCGACCAUCUCCUGAAACUGGGGCCAUCGGUGAAGGGAACUCUGCGGCUGGAUGUGAGCGAAAUUCCGUGCUUAUCCUGCAUGGGCGCGCUGCGCCAAUUUCAGAAGACCUUCCCCUCAGUAGCGCUGCGAAUAUCCUUCAGCAUCCGCAAAGUUUCGGAGAUUUGCGAGGAUUGUUCCGGCGACAUCGACCAGCCGUUGCCCGUACCCCCGCGGCAGCCCAGCGAUUUGCCAUCUCCGUUGCCACAGGAAAUUCUGGACAAUCGGGGCCGGGGGCAGCGAACAGCUGCACCACAGGCACCGCCGCCGCCACCGCGGCGGACGCAGUUCCGGCGGCCGCCGGAGCCGAAGGCCGAGCUGAAUGGUGUUGGUGCAGAUCAUCCACCAGAAGUUUUGAAUGGCUACCAUGAGGUGGUGAAACCCGCUGCAGCCGUGCCUCCAAAGGAGCCCAACGGCGAUGCGCCACAGGGGAACCACACGACCAAGGAAGCCACCCCCUCCAAGCCUGUCUCCAUCUACGAGCAGCUGAAGCAGAAAGAUUGGGCACAGUCUUUCUACUGAUUUGCCUCCUCUCAUGCAACAACUUGGUCGAUGAUUUCCAGAUGUUUUAUUUCGCAAAGUGCAGGGCGCAGGUGAGUUCCUCAAUGGGCCAUUGCUACAGCCUGACAAGAACCUGGACCGCUCAGAUGAUCGCUGGUGAGGGGCUGGUUGGUGCAGCCGCUGACCUGAAAGCAGAUAAAGUGAUGAAGAGGGCCGUGGUACGGCAACCUGGACUCAGAUGCUGCUGAUGGACCCUCCAGCUUUGGUGUUGGGUGGUGCUACCAGACAAUUGCUCUUGGGAAGUCUAUCGUUGGAGAAACACACAGUGAUAACUCUGAGCUUUCCUGCGACACAACAUGCCAUUUCGAUCCAUUUCAUACGUGCCCGUGACUGAACAUGUGAUGACGGAUGACUGGAUAGCCUUUGGUGCUGCGGUGUGGAUGAAGGUGAAAAUAAUAUCCUGCACGAAGGGACUUGGAAACUGUGAUUCACAUGGCUGCAGGGGGCCGAAGGGACAACUGUGGUGUUGUAAAGAUGGAAAAAUCUAUGUGCAGUCCCUACUUUGUACUUCUCUCUUUUUGCAUGCUCGUAAUCGGGCACAUUGCUCACGGCCAUGUGGCCCUACACAAUGUGGUGCAUCUGGUGCCAAUUUAUUUGCCGCACAUUUCAAUAUAGGAGCCGGGCCAUUCGGUCCAGCAACAAGACGUAUUCAACCACGCUCUCAUGAUGCAGGUCUGAGUCAUGGAGUUGACAGCCAAGACUAGGCCUUACAACAACAGUGAAACUGAUGAAGCCUAGG